GGGUGGCGGAGGACGGGGAGAGAAGGACGGAGGCUCCGGGAGCAGCGAGACAACAAGGCUCGGGCCUGGGACUUGGGCACAACCGGGAGUGACUUGAAGAAGGAUCAUCUUUUAUUUAUUUUUUCCAUUUUGAGUUCAUUUCCACUGGAAACUUGCACCACCAGACCUCAACCAUAAGCCCGUAGGACUGAACGAUGCCGUCCAACACUGUCACCAACACUCCUGCAUUCAAAGGCUCAGACUUUGCUGAUUCACCUGGAAACAGAAUGGGUGAGAGCACAAUACUGGACCUGGACCUGAUGGAGGAGAAGUCCACUUUAAGCAGUGCCUCUUGUAAAGCCGGGAAGCCUGGGAGGAAGCGCAAGCCAUUUCCAGUGGAGAGCUCCCUCACAGACUGUCUGAGCGUCAGCAACAGUUACUCCGGGGUGUGUAGGCCCUUCAUGACCCAAGUUCACAAUGGAGAUGUGGUGCUCGAUGCCUGCUUCCCCAAACAGGAGAAGAGGGAAUUGGAGAACAGGAUCCCCCAGGACAGCUCCCAGGGUCCGAGCCCGAGUCCUUCCAAGGAGAAUGGCUUUCUGUCCAGCAGAGAGGAGCAGGACUCUGAGAAAGACAAGGACGACGAUCUGAUGAUGCCACGCAAGAAAAGAGGCCGGCGAAAACUGGAGCGUCCUACAAAAUACGUGGAGCAGAAGGAGGAUGACGGCUGUGAUGUCAUCAAGACUGAGGGAGGUCGAGGCAGGCAACGAGGGGGAGUUGGUUGGGAGAUCAGCCUUCGUCAGAGGCCCAUGCCCAGAAUAACCUUCCAGGCUGGUGACCCAUAUUACAUUAGCAAACGGACCAGGGAGGAGUGGAUGGCCAAGUGGAAGAUGGAGGCAGAGAAAAAGGCGAAGCUAACGUCAGCGAUGAACAUCAUGAAGGACAACGAGAACACAACCGGGCCUCAGAGCGAGAACGUCUCGAUAAUCAAACACCCACAGCCUUCGAAGCCUCAGCACAGUCCGUCUCUGUCGCAGCCUCAGAUUCAACAGUCGUCUCUGCCGCAGCUGCAGCAACAUCUGCAGCAACAUCUGCAGCCUCCUCAGCAGCAACAGCAGCCUACUGACCCAGCCUCCCCCACUGUGGCAACCACCCCGGAGCCCGGCACCGUCGGAGAGGACAAAGCGUCCCCGAAGUCUGCAGACACUGAGCCCGAGUACGAGGACGGUCGUGGUUUUGACAUUGGCGAUCUGGUUUGGGGGAAGCUGCGAGGAUUCUCCUGGUGGCCGGGUCGAAUCGUGUCCUGGUGGAUGACGGGCCGGAGCAGAGCUGCUGAGGGAACCAGAUGGGUCAUGUGGUUUGGAGAUGGAAAGUUCUCAGUGGUCUGUGUGGAGAAGCUUAUGCCUUUAAGUUCCUUUAAUAAUGCCUUUCACCAACCAACUUACAACAAACAGCCUAUGUACAAAAAAGCAAUCUAUGAAGUGUUGCAGGUGGCCAGCAGCCGAGCAGGAAAAACUUUUAUGACGUGCCCCGACAGUGACGAGACAGAAACCUCCAAAUCAGUGGAAAUGUUGAACAAGCAGAUGAUCGAGUGGGCGAUGACCGGGUUUCAGCCCACUGGACCCAGAGGCCUCGAGCCAGCAGAGGAGGAGCGUAACUCAGAGGUUUACCCUGAGAUGUGGGUUGAACCAGAAGCCGCAGCCUACACGCCUCCUCCAGCCAAAAAGCCUCGCAAGAACACCGUGGAAAAACCCAAGGUCAAGGAGAUCGUUGACGAACGAACACGAGAGCGGCUGGUUUAUGAAGUGAGACAAAAAUCCCGAAGUAUUGAGGAUAUCUGCAUCUCCUGUGGAGGCCUGAACGUCAGCCUGGAGCACCCACUGUUCGCUGGAGGGAUGUGUCAGAGCUGCAAAAAUUGCUUUCUAGAAUGUGCAUACCAGUAUGAUGAUGAUGGUUAUCAGUCGUACUGCACGAUCUGCUGCGGCGGGCGCGAGGUGCUCAUGUGUGGAAACAACAACUGCUGCCGGUGCUUCUGUGUAGAGUGUGUGGACCUCCUUGUUGGUCCAGGAGCUGCCCACGCUGCCAUCAAAGAGGACCCGUGGAACUGCUACAUGUGCUGUCCAAAGGGCGCGUUGGGUCUGCUGGAGCGCCGCUCCGACUGGCCCAGCCGCCUGCAGCACUUCUUCGCAAAUAACCACGACCAAAAUUUUGAUCCACCAAAGCUUUACCCCCCCGUCAUGGCAGAGAGGAGGAAGCCCAUCCGUGUGCUGUCGCUCUUUGAUGGCAUAGCAACAGGACUCCUGGUCUUAAAAGAGCUCGGCAUUCAAGUGGAUCGCUACGUAGCCUCUGAAGUGUGUGAAGACUCCAUCACGGUAGGAAUUGUCCGGCAUCAGGGACGGAUCAUGUAUGUUGGCGAUGUGAGGAACGUCACACGCAAACAUAUUCAGGAGUGGGGUCCUUUUGACCUCGUUAUCGGUGGGAGUCCCUGCAACGACCUCUCAAUAGUCAAUCCUGCUAGGAAGGGCCUUUUUGAAGGAACCGGUCGCCUCUUCUUUGAGUUUUACCGGCUGCUUCACGAGGCUCGGCCCAAGGAGGGGGACAGCCGGCCUUUCUUCUGGCUCUUUGAGAAUGUGGUGGCCAUGGGCGUCAGUGACAAGAGGGACAUAUCUCGCUUUUUAGAGUGUAACCCAGUGAUGAUCGAUGCUAAGGAGGUGUCUGCUGCCCACCGCGCCCGCUACUUCUGGGGUAACCUUCCCGGGAUGAACAGGCCUUUGACAGCCAUGUGCUCUGACAAGCUGGACCUCCAGGACUGUUUGGAGCACGGCAGAACAGCGAAGUUUGGCAAAGUGAGGACCAUCACCACCAGGUCCAAUUCUAUCAAGCAGGGUAAAGACCAGCACUUCCCCGUCUACAUGAACGAGAAAGAAGACAUACUCUGGUGCACUGAGAUGGAGAGGGUAUUUGGCUUCCCCGUCCACUACACGGACGUGUCCAACAUGAGCCGGCUGGCGAGGCAGAGGCUCCUGGGCAGAUCCUGGAGCGUCCCCGUCAUCCGCCACCUGUUCGCACCACUUAAGGAUUACUUCGCCCGCGUCUGAGGAGCAGCGCAAGUUUUUCAGAGCCAGUGUGGACCUCCAACCGUAUGUGGUGACGAGUAACAAGAGCCUUGGUCCUCAGAAGACGCGACACAU
Messenger RNA from Nematolebias whitei (Rio pearlfish), 3167 nucleotides. It is a transcript of the gene dnmt3ab, whose product is annotated as DNA (cytosine-5-)-methyltransferase 3 alpha b. Gene Ontology annotation, biological process: negative regulation of DNA-templated transcription. The transcript is spliced from 23 exons. Gene Ontology annotation, molecular function: methyltransferase activity. NCBI's taxonomy places the organism in Eukaryota, Metazoa, Chordata, Actinopteri, Cyprinodontiformes, Rivulidae. Bases 195 to 3074 code for a protein of 959 amino acids. The record is from RefSeq and is a predicted model, not a curated record. Gene Ontology annotation, cellular component: cytoplasm; nucleus.